Messenger RNA from Zingiber officinale, 934 nucleotides. RefSeq lists its product as uncharacterized. Bases 81 to 581 code for a protein of 166 amino acids. The record is from RefSeq and is a predicted model, not a curated record. Lineage: Eukaryota; Viridiplantae; Streptophyta; Magnoliopsida; Zingiberales; Zingiberaceae. The transcript is spliced from 3 exons.
AGUUUAUGAAAACACGAGGAAAUUGAGCAAGGAGGCCAAUAAAUUUAGCAGGCAAGCUAGUUGAGUCCGUGCAGAAAGAAAUGGGUUUAACAGGAAAGACGACACUUGCAUCUGUAUCCGAGGCAUCAACCCCAUUACCCUUGCCUCAGACAAAAAGGCCAGCCGUCAGAAGCAUAACGGUAGAGGAGAUCAACCAAUAUUGGAGGAUGAAGCGGAUGAUCCAAGAGGAUCACCUCCUUGCAGCCGAGAAAGCAGUGGCCAAGAUCAGAGCCAAGUCUCUCAAGGAAGAAGACUACCGGAAGUUUGAGGAGUCAUUGGAGGAGACGUUGGAUGAGGCUAAAGGCGAAGGAAAGACACAGGCUAAUCACAAUGGUGAGAUGGAGACAUGGAUAAGAUUCAGGGACUGGUGGACCAAGAGUAAGUACUCCUACUUGAACCAGCCGGCAACCGAAUCCAUGGGACAGAAUGCAACAACAAAACACCCAACUUCUACAUACAUUCCACAAUAUACCUGUUUCGCCAACUACUCUUCUCCUGCACAACUCUACUUCACAUCAUGCAGGGUUUUAGGCCAAAAAUAACAGGUGGCCGACACUGUAAUGCACGCACUUGUUAGGCACUGCAAUACAACAAAAGUAUCCCCGGUGUUCACUUCCUUUCUAAAUCACGUGCUGUAGAGAUCAACCAUAAAUAAAUAAUGCAAUUAGAAAAUUAAGUUUUAAAAGUUUUACACUGUCAAAAGGAUGAUUUUGAUAGAAUUAGUUUCAAUGGUGUGGGUAAAGUUCGUAAAUGUUUGUUUUAGAAUGUUAACUAGUUUUAGUAAGUUUUAAUUUAGAAGAGAGUAAUAUUGUAAGGAGUUUUAUUUGGAUUUGAUUGUUUUCUAAUUUGUUAUUUGAUUGUUUUCCUAAUUUGUUUUGGUUGAGGUAUUUUAAAA